AUGUUUACUUUCCUUGUUUCCUUUUUUAUCAUUCAUAAUCUUCCUUCAUGUCAUCUAUCUUCCAUUUAUUCCCAUUUUACUCCUAAAUUCAAUCAUAUAUUUCAUUUGCAGAGGCGGCGGGUUUAUGAUGACAGCUUGUAUCGGGCUGCCGACUUGUACAACGUCGCCUUGACCGCUUACCCACCAAGCAUCGGAUCGUUCUUAGUCUGGUCCCUUCCCUUCGUCUGGUUCCUUCCCAACGGUAUUACAUCCAGAUUCUUCGAAACGCGCAAGCUCCUCCACUUCGAUAUAUUGGAAACCAUUCUUUUUCCAUAUAUACUCUCUCUCUUUUUCCAUAUAUACUCUCUCUCUCUUUUUCCAUAUAUACUCUCUCUUUUUCCAUAUAUACUCUCUCUCUUUUUCCAUAUAUACUCUCUCUUUUUCUAUAUAUACUCUCUCUCUUUUUCCAUAUAUACUUCCUCUCUUUUUCCAUAUAUACUCCCUCUCUUUUUUCAUGUAUACACUCUCUCUCUUUUUCCAUAUAUUCCCUCUCUUUUUCCAUAUAUACUCUCUCUCUCUCUUUUUCCAUAUAUACUCCCUCUCUUUUUCCAUAUAUACUCUCUCUCUUUUUCCAUAUAUACUCUCUCUCUUUUUCCAUAUAUACACCCUCUCUUUUUCCAUAUAUGCUCUCUCUUUUUCCAUAUAUACUCCCUCUCUUUAUCCAUAGAUACUCUCUCUCUCUCUCUCUUUUUCCAUAUAUACUCUCUCUUCGAUUCAUUUAUUUGUUCGUAUUAUUUAUCAUUUUUCAAUUUUUUUCCCCAUUUUAACGUCUGCAUAAAUUUGCUAUUUUCUUUUUUGUUUCGAUUUUUUUUCUUUUUGUAUUAUCUUCAGUUUAUUUCUUUCAUUUUUCUCCUUUUUUGUUGUUUUUUUUUUCUCUUAUUUUUCUGUCCGUUUUUCUUUUCUUCUCACCCUUACCGCCGUCUAUAUUUUCCUCUUUCAUCCCAUUCCUUCAAAUAUAUUUUCCUAAUUAUUUUUCCAUUUUUUUCUUGUCUUUAUUACCAAACAUUCUUUUCUUUUUUUAUCUUUUCUUCUCUUUUUCCUUCUCUCCAUUGUUCUAACUUAAUGUUGUUAUUUUAUAUCUUUCAUCCUUUCUUUUAUGUCCUCUUGUUUGACACUUUUCCUUUAUUCUAUCAUUUUUACUCCCAACUUUUUUCUACUUUUCUUUCUUUCGCUUUCUAUUUCUUUCUAUUACUUUUCCUUUUUUACUUUACGCAUUUUUUAUUUGUCUUCUACAAAAUUCGCUCUUUUUCCUAA
Molecule: messenger RNA, 1293 nt
Organism: Acanthosepion pharaonis
Lineage: Eukaryota; Metazoa; Mollusca; Cephalopoda; Sepiida; Sepiidae
Source: the annotation of a GenBank genome assembly